UACUAAUUACAUGGCAUUUUAACACUGACAUCAAGACAUGGAAAAUGAAUUGUUUUCUGAAAGAUCUAAUAACCUGCUGAAUUUUAUUGUGCAGCCUAAAAAAGAAAAAAACAAAUAUGGAACAAAACAUGUAAUGUAAAGCUUCUACAUAUAUUACAUAUGCAGUAGAGAAAAUUGAAAUAAAUGCAGUUGUACAGGAUAAAAACUAAUUAGAUAAUACAAACAUUUGAUAGCGACUAUUUUAUUUAUCUUCAGACGGGUUACAAACAAAUAAAAAAUGGAUGAGUCUGCAAGAAUUGUGAUGUGUAUUGGCGAUAUUUUAAUUAAAAGGGAACCAGAUGAAGAAGAAGAAGAUAAAAAAUCUGAGGCAAUACAACAAAGUGAAAGUGAAAGUAGAAAAGCAGAUGUUGAUGAUUCUAACUCAACAUUUGGGACAGGGAAUUCUAGUAAUUCUGUAAUUAAAACGGAGACAACUGAUGAGAAAGAUCAUGGAAAACAGAUGAAUACAUGUACAUCAGGAAAUGUUCGCCCUGGCACAUGUACAACAGGGAAUUUCCCCCCUGGUAUAUAUCCAGCAAAAAAUUUUCCAUCUGGUACAUGUAUACAUCAAGCAAAAAAAAUUCCUGGUCAGCUUAACAAACAAAAUACCAUCAAACAUCAGAACUAUAAUGUAAUGCGGCAAUUGUUAGCAUGGGGGUCAAAUAAUAGGAUGAGAGGUAAAUACAAACCUGAUGACAUUAAUGAUAUGUUACAUGAUUCCAGCAAUCGAACUGAUAAACAAUCACUGAUCGUGACAACUUUGGCUGAUGUUGUAAAUGUGAAACCUUUAAUAGUAAUAGACCCAGGAAAAGAUUAUGAUUAUAACUGUAUAGAAUGUGGCAAGAUAUUGAAUCCUCCUUUUCAUCAAUGUUUAUGGCAGUGUAAAAAAUGCUCUUUUACCAGUGUAUGUAUGAUUUCAUUCAAAGCCCACUAUAACAGACGUCAUAAUGGUACUUUGGGACCAUUGAACAAAGUCAACCAACCAUGUAUUCAGGACAUGUCUGUGGAUAAUAAUUUGCUUUUGUGUACAUGUGGAAAAUGCAAAUCUUUUCAUUCUUGUAAUCCAAAAGAAAUGUGUGAUCAUUUGAAUGAAUGUGCUAUGAAAGGAAACAAGAGCUGUUUUACUGUAUCAGUUUUUGAUAAAACUGACAGUACUCAUAGUGCUGCCACCACACAAAUUGCACCUCCAAAUCCUGUAUCAGACCCAGUAACUCCUUUACAGAAUGUUGAUAGUCAGGAGAGUCCAUUACAGGCUAGUAAUUCAACUCUCAAUGGUAUGUUAAAUGAUGGAUAUAGUGCAUCUAAGAUACUACAGAAAAAUAAAACUGACAGUACUCAUAGUGCUGCCACCACACAAAUUGUACCUCCAAAUCUUGUAUCAGACCCAGUAACUCCUUUACACAAUGCUGAUAGUCAGGAGAGUCCAUUACAGGCUAGUAAUUCUACUCUCAAUGGUAUGUUAGAUGAUGAAUAUAGUGCAUCUAAGAUACUGCAGAAAAUUCUUGUAGAAGCAAAGCAUGCAGAGUCAAAGAAUUCAUCAACAGCACAAGAAAAAAUACCAUCAGCUCUUCAGAACAUUAAUUCAAUAGAAAAUCUGGCUUUUCUCAAGUCCAAAUUUCACGGUCUGUCUGAUACACCACAUCAAGAUGUAUCAAGAGAUGGACAAGAUUCAGUGAGGACAACAGAACCAAGAGAAAAACUGACUUCCAUUGACUCUAAUCUGAAUACAGCUGAAAUAUUUACGAAUGUUGUCAAUGUUAUGCAUCAAGAACCUGGCAUCCAGUCUCAAAAAGGGCCAGGUGUUUCAAACAAACCUACAGCGCCAAGAUUAUUGCUGGCUAACAAUGAUGGCAGGACUGCACUAUCACCAAGAGAUGAACUUACAUCUGAACAUUUGCAUCAUCAUUCUGAAUCAGAUAAUUCAGUUCCAACAGAAUUUAAACCCUCCAUCACACCUGGAAAUUCUGAUGUUUUAAACCAAAAUUUUGUUCCUCAUUUCAAUAUUGAGAAUUCAGUUCCAACAGAAUUUAAACCCUCCAUCACACCUGGAAAUUCUGAUGUUUUAAACCAAAAUUUUGUUCCUCAUUUCAAUAUUGAGAAUUCAGUUCCAACAGAAUUUAAACCCUCCAUCACACCUGGAAAUUCUGAUGUUUUAAACCAAAAUUUUGUUCCUCAUUUCAAUAUUGAGAAGUCAGUUCCAACAGAAUUUAAACCCUCUGUCACAUCUGGAAAUGUUGAUGAUUUAAACCAUCUUCCUCAGAAUCCAACUCAGAGUAUGGCCCCAGGAUAUGCCCUGAAUAAUGCUCCCAAUACUGUUCAACAUGUUCCAGGACUUUCAGUAGAACCUUCUAUAGUAAUGCUAAAUGGAGUACCACAUAUGUUAUAUGCAUAUAACCCACAAGGUGUAAAUCAGAAUACAUCACCAAUGUCAAUGGUUUAUUCCACUGUGUCACACUUGAAUGCAUCAAAUACAUUUUCACAGGUACAGUCCUUUGGACUGCCAGACACGCAUUUUACUUCCUUGUCAGAUAAUAACUCUCUGAAUUCAUCUAUGCCUCAACAUCUAAAUACUAGUAGAGCGAAUCCAGUUGCGGAAAACAUUGCCACUUCCAGUUUUGCACAAGUGAAAGUUGAGAGCACAGAUGCAUCUGAAAAUGUCCAUUUUUCUGUGGGACCAGUUAAAACUGAGAGUAUACCGGUACCUGUAGAUGAAAAUGUCCAAUUGGAAAAAGGUGGCUCGAGGGGUGAAAAUAACGUUGGAUUUCAAUUUAGGCAUAUAUCAAACGGAUUAGUUACACCAGCUGGUACUGCUAACUACCAAAAUAUCAACAACCAGCCAGUUAGUAUAGUCAAAUUUGUGCAACAACAGAAUACGUUGCAGAUGCAAGGAAUAAUGUCGCAGACAAACAUCAACAAUUCACAGCAACUUUUACAAGGUGCAGCCCUUAGUCACAUGAUAGAACCAGUAUUGGAACUGAAAGAUGGUAAAGUGCAGUUAAAACUCCGCCUGAGACAACCAAAUCAGAUUGCUGGAGGACUGAUCCAAAGUCCACCCAAUAAUUUUGUAUCAUUGCCUUUAAACUCAGUUAAUGAAAGGGAUCAAAACCAGACUAUGCAAAACACAACUCAGACAAGCAACUCAGCGGAAGCCACAGUAUUGCCAGAUAUGCCAAAUCAUAAGAAAAGAAAAAGAAAAGGUACACAUUCAGAAACUGAAGAACUUAGUCUGAAGAAAAGACCAGUAAUAACAGUAAAAAAUCUUAUACAGAAACGAAGAGAAGUUGUACCAGAAACUGAAGUAACAAAUCUUAUACAGAAAACAGCAGAAAUUUUACCAGAAACUAAAGAAUUUGGUCUGACGAAAAAUCAAGCAAUAGCAGUAACAAGUCAAAUAAAGAACACAGAAGAAAAUUUAUCAAAAACUGGAGGACAAAAGAAAUUCGAUAAAUUUAGUGAUGUUCAAUUCAUCAUAAGAAGUCCUACCAUUGCUGAUUCCAUUCCUGUUUUGGCCUCAGGGAUGCUUGCUUGUAGGAUAUGUCCAAAACAAUUUUGGCAUCUUGAUAGUCUGCUACAACAUCAUGAUAUGCAACUUCCGGAAAAGAGGACAGACUGUGGCCAUGUUAUGUUUCAUAUUAUUUGUGAUGUGUGCCUAAUUAGGAGGGAUAAUUGGAUAAGAGCAACCGACAGUAUCAUAUGUUUUUGUGAAACUUGUGAUAAGACCUAUACAUCUCUCCUUCAAUUUAAUCAUCAUGUGAUCUUACUACACGGAGAGAAAAAACAAUGUACUUUUUGUAAAAAAGACUUUUUGCUUAAAAGAGAAUUCAGAGACCAUGUUUGCGAAAGAUUGAAAAAAUUAAAUCAUAGCUAUAAGAUGGAAAAGUUUGUAAUUUGUUAUAAGAUGACUGUACCUUUAAUACAAAGACAAUCAAAGCGACAAAAGCUAAAUGUUCAAAAAGUGAAAGGAAGUACAAAUACUAACAAUGGUAUAAUUUGUAAUAAUUAUGAGGCAGAAGGUGACAACUGUACACGUAAAGCAGAAAAUGACAUCAAUACAACAGAUGGUGGCAAUGGUACACAUUAUUUAGCAGAAGGUGGCAAUGGUGCACAUUAUUUAGCAGGAAAGAAAAAGACAGUAAGCACAAAAGACAGUGCAUCCAAGAUUGUGAAAACUCCAAGUGAAUUAUUCAUAAGAAGUUGCACUUUAACAGAUAGCAAAAGUGAAAAAGAAACAUAUAUUGUCAGAAGAAUUAACACUAAAACAGAGGCUGUCACUAGAAGUAACACUAAAGCAGAGAUGGUCGCUAACAGUAACACUGAAGCAGAAAUGGUCACUUAUAGUAACACUGAUCCAGAAAUGGUCUCUAACAGUAACACUGAUCCAGAAAUGGUCGCUAAUAGUAACACUGAAGCAGUGAUAGUCAAUAACAGUAACACUGAAGCAGAAAUGGUCACUUAUAGUAACACUGAUCCAGAAAUGGUCUCUAACAGUAACACUGAUCCAGAAAUGGUCGCUAAUAGUAACACUGAAGCAGUGAUAGUCAAUAACAGUAACACUGAAGCAAAGAUGGUCACUAAUAGUAACACUGAAGCAGAGAUGGUCACUAAUAGUAACACUGAAGCAGAAAUGGUCACUAAUAGUAACACUGAAGCAGAGAUGGUCACUAAUAGUAACACUGAAGCAGAAAUGGUCGCUAAUAGUAACACUGAAGCAGAGAUGGUGACUAAUAGUAACACAGAAGCAAAGAUGGUCACUAAUAGUAACACUGAAGCAGAAAUGGUCACUAAUAGUAACACUGAAGCAGAGAUGGUGACUAAUAGUAACACAGAAGUAGAAAUGGUCACUUUUAGUAACACUGAAGCAGAUAUGGUCGCUAAUAGUAACACUGAAGCAGAAAUGGUCGCUAAUAGUAACACUGAAGCAGAAAUGGUUGCUUAUAGUAACACUGAAGCAGUGAUGGGCGCUUAUAGUAACACUGAAGCAGAAAUGGUCGCUAAUAGUAACACUGAAGCAGAAAUGGUCACUAAUAGUAACACUGAAGCAGAGAUGGUCACUAAUAGUAACACUGAAGCAGAAAUAGUCACUAGAAUUAAAUCUGAAGUAGAGAUAGUCACUAAUAGUUACACUGAAGCAGAAAUGGUCCCUUAUAGUAACACUGAAGCAGAUUUGGUCACUAUAAUUAAAUCUGAAGUAGCGAUGGUCACUAAUAGUAACACUGAAGCAGUGAUGGUCGCUAAUAGUAACACUGAAGCAGAAAUGAUCGCUAAUAGUAACGCUGAAGCAGAAAUGGUCACUAAUAGUAACAAUGAAGCAGAGAUGGUCACUUAUAGUGUCACUGAAGCAGAAAUGGUCACUACAAUUAAAUCUGAAGCAGAGAUGGUCACUAAUAGUAACACUGAAGCAGAGAUGGUUGCUAACAGUAACACUGAAGCAGUGAUGGUCACUAAUAGUAACACUGAAGCAGAAAUGGUCACUAAAAUUAAAUCUGAAGCAGAGAUGGUCACUAAAAUUAAAUCUGAAGCAGAGAUGGUCACUAAUAGUAACACUGAAGCAGUGAUGGUUGCUAAUAGUAACACUGAAGCAGAAAUUGUCACUAGAAUUAAAUCUGAAGCAGAGAUGGUCACUAAAAGUAACACUGAAGCAGAGAUGGUCGCUAAUAGUAACACUGAAGCAGAGAUGGUCGCCAAUAGUAACACUGAAGUAGAAAUAGUCACUAAUAGUAACACUGAAGCAGAGAUGGUCACUAAUAGUAACACUGAAGCAAAGAUGGUUGCUAAUAGUAACACUAAAGCAGUGAUUGUCGCUAAUAGUAACACUGAAGCAGAAAUGGUCGCUAAUAGUAACACUGAAGCAGAGAUGGUCGCUAAUAGUAACACUGAAGCAGAGAUGGUCGCUAAUAGUAACACUGAAGCAGAGAUGGUCGCUUAUAGUAACACUGAAGCAGAGAUGGUCGCUAAUAGUAACACUGAAGCAGAGAUGGUCGCUUAUAGUAACACUGAAGCAGAAAUGGUCACUAGAAUUCAUUCUGAAGCAGAGAUGGUCGCUUAUAGUAACACUGAAGCAGAAAUGGUCACUAGAAUUCAUUCUGAAGCAGAGAUGGUCGCUUAUAGUAACACUGAAGCAGAAAUGGUCACUAGAAUUCAUUCUGAAGCAGAGAUGGUCGCUCAUAGUAACACUGAAGCAGAAAUGGUCACUAGAAUUCAUUCUGAAGCAGAAAUGGUCGCUAAUAAUAACACUGAAACAGACAUUGUCACAUAUAGUUACACUGAAGCAGAGAUUGUUUUUGGAAGUAACACUGUUCCUGGAAAUUUUAAAAAUCAUACCCAAAUUAAUGAGAUUCAACUUCAAGAUUCAUUUAUAGUUAAAGAGCAGAUAAAAACAACACAGGUCAAUUGUUUCUGCAGCCCAUGCAAAUUAUUUUUUAGUUCUCUCAAGAUGUUAAAUGCACAUGCUUGGAGUGUACACAGACAGAUACAAUGUGUGAUUUGUGAUACAUAUUUUACAAAUCAUUUAGGUAUGUGUAAUCAUGAAUGUGCUAGAGUGAUUGUACAAAUGAAAAUAAAUCCUUUGACUCAAAUAGUUGUACAUUUUGGGUCAGAAGAUAAAAUAUUAGAAAGGAGAGUCAGAGGGCAAUACAAUCAAUGGUAUGUUUUUGUUAAAGAUAAUCCCAAGACAUUAGAAGAGACUAAAACUAAAGAUAUACGUUUACCAUGCUAUUGCAGAACAUGCAAAAUAGGGUUAAUUUCUCUUUCUCAAUUAAAUGAUCACAUCUAUAAUGUGCAUACAACAAGAGCAGAGUGCAUAUAUUGUAAGAUGGAUUUUGAUUCAACUGAAGAAAUGGGUGAUCAUUUUUGUGAAAAAUUGAAUACAAAGUUGAAGGAGGACAUUUUGACUGAAAUUACUGCAUGUCCUUCUUUGGAUCAUUUUGACAAAAGAAAAAGAAGAGGAAUUGAAGUGAUGCCAUGGCUAAGAAUGUCAGCAAAGACACUACGGCAGCUUGCACAGGAGAAGUUAGAUAAGAUCAUGUUUAAAAAAAAAACAUAUGUAAAAAAGACUGAUGAACAAAAAAAAGAGAUAUUUGUAAAAAAGACUGAUGAACAAAAAAAAGAGAUAUUAAACCAAAUUUUGAACAAAGAAAUGAAAAAAACAUUUUAUUGUUUUAAUUCCAAAAGGAAACAAUUUGUCAAAAAAUCCUGUCCAGUUUGCUCUAGGAUUUUUUUUGGGACAUCUGAUCAAAGUCUUUAUGAGCAUUUCUAUAAAAAGCACCAAAAAGACACAAAGUACUGUCGUUUUUGCCAACAGGCAUUUUUUGCUGACAAUCAUGAAUGCAAGAAAGAAAAAGAAGAAAGUUAUAUGAAUAGGAAAGGAAAUAAAAACAAAAUAAAAGAAGAACUAGUUGGAGAAGAAAGCAUCAAUUUACAAAAAUGUCCGCAAUGUUCAUAUAUAAAAAACUUCUGUAAAGAAAACAUUCAUAAUCAAACUUGUACUAGAAAAGUUUGUAUUUCUUGUGAAAACUGCAGGGAAUGCGAAGGUAAAAACUGUUUUUACUGUGGAAAAAUUUUUCAUUUUGAAAGUUUGACCUGGAAACAUGUGGAAAAAAAGCAUAGGUCAACAAAAAGCGGUAUUUUUCACUGUUAUUUAUGUAACAUCACAAUCAACACUUUAGAACAGUUACAACUUCAUGUAAAGACUGUUCACCCUCUCGUGGAUGCCUUGAGCAUUUACCGUAAAAAAACAAAAUAUAGACAAUGUCGACGUAAAAAAAAGAGCAUUGAACAAAAAUUGGCAGAUGCUAAAAAGCAAAGGAAGAAAUAUCAGGAAAAACACAAAGAUAGGUACAAGUGUGAGAUUUGUCAAGAAAAGUUCACUUACUAUAUUAUGCUGAGGAAGCAUAUUGCAAAUGAACAUGAAAGGGAAACUUUUGACUGCAAUAUAUGUAACAUCCAGUUUAAGCAUAAAAAAACAUUAGAAAGACACCAAAUGAAGGGACAUUUGAACGUAUGUGAAAAAGAGAAACCUAAACAUACCUGUUUUGUUUGUGACAAGAAGUAUUUGACCUCAAAAAGUUUGAGAAGACACAAGUUCAAGGAACAUUUAAUUGAGGACAAACAUAUUUCCAAGUUGAGGGAAAAUAUUGCUUGUGAGCAAUGUGGUAAAAUUGUGAUGAGAAAGUGUAUGAGGUUACAUUUACUGGUUCAUCAAGAAAAAGAGUUUAUGUGUGAAGUUUGUGGAGAGAAGUUUCGUAGACCUGAUGAUUUGAAAAGGCAUAGGCAAAAACAUAUAAGGAAAAAAUAUGUGCUCAAGUCCGAAACAUCAGGGUAUAAAUGCUUAAUAUGUGGGUUGAUUUUAUCUACCAAUGGUGCAAUAAAAAGACAUUUUAGUUUGAAACAUUCAAGUGAAAAGAUUGCUAUACCAUGCAAAAUCUGUGGCAGAUUAUAUGCAAGUAAACCUGUGUUAGAUAUACACAUGAAACUGAAACAUUCUGACAAAUCUUUCCAAUGUGAAAUAUGUAGUAAGACAUUCUAUUACAAUUACCUGCUUAAAAAUCAUGUAAAGAUCGUUCAUGAAAAUUAUAAGCCUUUUCAGUGUGACAUUUGUAAUUUCAGGUGUUAUAUGAAAUCUGCACUUGUAUCACAUAUGAAAUACAAUCAUUAAUUCAGCUUUAUACUAUAGCUGGGUGUUGUUUAUGUGCAUUUGUGAUCCAGGAAGUUGUUCAGGGGAUGGAAAAAAAACUUUUGUUUAAUGAAGAAAAAAAAUAUGUGAAUGUUUCAUGGUGUUCCAGGGUUGGAAUAUCCCCACUUUUAGAUUACUGCAUUGGUGUACCAAACUAUAUUUAUUUUAAUGUUUGUGAAAUUGAACCAUUAUUAUGAUAACAUUAGUCAUAGAAAAGUGCAAUUGAUGUUACUUUUUGCAAGAAAACAUUUUUCUUUUUAGAAAACAUUUUUAUUUUUUUUAUUUUAUUAAAAUAAAUUAAAGAUCUAUCUUUUCCUAUUUUAUUUCAAAAUUUAAAUUCUGUCUCAAAGAUGUCUUUGUAUGCACAAAAAUGUGUUUUUUCAUGAACAAUCAAAGCAAAUUUUGGAAAUUUUGAACAAAUCAACUACCUUGAAAAAUAGCACAGUGACCCAUAAUUUAAUUUUUUUUUUUAAAAAGCAACAUCAAAUCUUCAUUUUGGCAAAGAAUAAAAAAAAAUUGUAAUUUUUUUUUUCGGAUACCCCUGCUUUACUUUAACUUUUAGAAAUAUCUUCUUCUCUGAAUUAACUAGGCCAAAUUUAAGCAGGAAAACAUAUACUGACAUAUUGUUCCCAGAUUUAACUAAUUUACGUAAUCAUUAGGGUAUCUUGUUCAAAGGAUGCGUCUAAUGACCCAUCUUUCCUAGCCAAGGUUUAUGGUUAAGUCUUCUCUACUUAACCACAAUAGAUAGAUAAAAUCUGAUGUGGGCAAAUAUGUAUAGAUUAUUGAGCUCCACCCUUUUGUCCAUUUUUAAGUCAAAACUAUUACAUGACUUCUUAUUGGAGUUACUGCCCUUAAUUGACAAUUUUACACCUUUUCUCAUUUUUUGGCUUAUUUUUUAGACAACUAUUAUAGAUAAUGAUAUAUUCAUAAUUAUAAGAAUGAUCCACACGACAAAAUCCACAAAAAAGUCAUUAGUCUGAAGUUAUAAGUCACCAUCUUAUAGAGUUAUUGCCCUUUUCAGACGAUUUUUACUAAAAAUAAAUUAGAUUAAUAGAAAUUUAAAAGUAAAAAUAACAAGACAAAAGUGUGUUGACUCAUGAUAGGAGCGAUUACCCUUGAAUGAUGACUUUUUUUACCCUCUUCUAUUUUGGGCAAAAACUAAAGAGGAUGAAGAGAAAUUGUUAACUAAAAUAAUAUCAGAUCAACUGAAAGGUUUUUUUGUCAUGAAAUCUAUUCCAGCCUACUGUUGAAGAUACACAUAAGAUCUAUGUGAGCAACACUGGCUUUUUAGUGUCUCUAAUUAAGUUUAUCUAUAGCAGAAUUUAUAAGAAGGAUAUA
Molecule: messenger RNA, 10048 nt
Organism: Mytilus trossulus (common blue mussel)
Lineage: Eukaryota; Metazoa; Mollusca; Bivalvia; Mytilida; Mytilidae
Exons: 20
Coding region: 278-8692 (2804 amino acids)
Biological process (GO): regulation of transcription by RNA polymerase II
Cellular component (GO): chromosome; nucleus
Molecular function (GO): DNA-binding transcription factor activity, RNA polymerase II-specific; RNA polymerase II transcription regulatory region sequence-specific DNA binding; chromatin insulator sequence binding
Source: RefSeq, a predicted model, not a curated record